AUGCGCGCCCUGAUCUUCGCCCUCCUGGCUGUCCUCGUGGUCGCCGUAGCUGCCGAACAGUACAACCCAAUUCGUGCUAUCCGCGCCCGUCGUCUGAAUGCGGUUGCCGAACUUGAGAAGUACUUCGACAACAACCCACUCGGACAGAAGAUUGCUCAGUACAUCGAGAAGUCCAAGGAACUCAUCGGUGAAAGUUUGUUACUUUUACUGUGUUUUAAACUAAUCUAA
Messenger RNA from Dibothriocephalus latus, 228 nucleotides. Lineage: Eukaryota; Metazoa; Platyhelminthes; Cestoda; Diphyllobothriidea; Diphyllobothriidae. The record is from the annotation of a GenBank genome assembly.